UCAGGAUCACUGGCUAGAGACAGAGCAGCCUCGAUUCACUAGAAAACCGAAAGCCAGAGAUAGCCCCAGGAAAGCUAUGCAACACCAUCUUGUCCCCUCGAGGAAAUAAUGGCAAUCUCAGUGUCCAAGAAGAAAACCAGAGCAAUCAAGAAGGCGGAAGAGAGACCAGAUUCUUGCUGUUGCUUCUUCAACGCCCUCUUGUGCAGAGUCAUUUUCAGAGUCCCUGCUGUGAUUCUCCUCUUCAUCCUCAUCUGUCUGUGGUCCUCCUCGACCACCAUCAUAUCGGGAAACAUGGUCCACGUCUGCGUUUCGUCGCGCAAGCUCAACAAGCUCUACUGCCUCUCGGCAGGUGCGCAGCCCAAUCUCAGAAUUUCCCCUCCCAGGAUCAGGAAUUCCUCUGCUUCCAGCAAGGCUAUGCCUAGCACCGGCAAUGGAGAUACGAAAGGAAUCGUGGAGCCUGUUUCGGUCAUCAAGAACGCCUUUGAUGAUGUUCGAGAUGAUGAGGUUGCAAAUGCCAUGAAGUCGGUUGAGGAGCAGCUAGAAAUGCAACGGUCCUGGAUCUCGCACUCGAACAAUCAGAACUGCAAGGAUAGGGGGAUAUUCGUGUACGACUUGCCUCCAAAGUUCAACAAGGACCUUGUAUCUCAGUGCAAGGACAUGACUCCUUGGACUGAUUUCUGCAGAUACUUCACGAACGACGCGAUGGGCGAGCCGAUACCGAAGCUCGGCAGGAAGUGGUACCAGACCCAUCAGUACUCUCUGGAGCCAAUUUUUCACUCCAGAGUUCUGAAACACCCUUGCAGGGUCUACAAUGAGAAUGAGGCAAAGCUGUUUUAUGUGCCAUUCUAUGGUGGCUUGGACAUACUGAGAUGGCACUUCAAGAAUGUGACAAAUGACGUGAAGGACACAUUGGCAUUGGAGCUCAUGAAGUGGCUUCAGCAACAGCGGUCAUGGCUCCAAAACUCAGGCAAAGAUCAUGUUUUUGUGCUUGGCAAGAUCUCAUGGGACUUCAGGAGAAAUAGAGGCUCCAAAUGGGGGAAUCAGUUCCUAGAGCAUGAUCAAAUGCAGAACCCAAUCAAGAUCCUGAUCGAACGGCAACCUUGGCACGCCAACGACAUUGGCGUCCCCCACCCCACCAGCUUCCAUCCGCACUCGGAUGACGACAUCAUCACCUGGCAGCAGAGGAUCAUCGGUUCUCGCCGCAAGAACCUCGUGAGCUUCGCUGGGGCCACGAGGCCUGAAUUGCCCGACAACAUAAGGACGUUGCUGAUCGACCAAUGCAAUUCAGCCGACGAAGGGAAGUGCCACUUCCUGGACUGCCGCUCUGGCCAGUGCGCCGGGCCCGAGACCAUCAUCGAGCUCUUCACGGAGUCCGAAUUCUGCCUGCAGCCCCCUGGGGACAGCCCGACAAGGAAGUCACUGUUCGACUCCCUCGUGGCGGGCUGCAUACCAGUGCUCUUCGACCCUUUCACAGCGUAUUACCAGUACGCGUGGCAUUUGCCAGAGGACCGCAGCAAGUUCUCGGUGUUCGUGGGUCAGGAGGAACUGAGGCAGAGGAAGGUGAAUGUGGUGGAGAGGUUGAUGAAGGUCCCGGUGCAGGAGAGGGAGGACAUGAGGAGCUACAUUGUGUACGAACUCGUGCCAGGUUUGGUAUAUGGUGAUUCAGAUUCAAGGUUUGGUAAGUUUCAGGAUGCUUUUACCAUAACAAUGAACAAUUUGCUUGAGAGGAUGAGAAGACUAUAGUUGAUUCCUUUGACA
Rhodamnia argentea is the source of this 1758-nucleotide messenger RNA. Its product is annotated as probable xyloglucan galactosyltransferase GT20. The record is from RefSeq and is a predicted model, not a curated record. Gene Ontology annotation, molecular function: glycosyltransferase activity. The transcript has a single exon. NCBI's taxonomy places the organism in Eukaryota, Viridiplantae, Streptophyta, Magnoliopsida, Myrtales, Myrtaceae. Bases 109 to 1743 code for a protein of 544 amino acids.